Pocillopora damicornis (cauliflower coral) is the source of this 650-nucleotide messenger RNA. RefSeq lists its product as uncharacterized. Lineage: Eukaryota; Metazoa; Cnidaria; Anthozoa; Scleractinia; Pocilloporidae. The record is from RefSeq and is a predicted model, not a curated record. Gene Ontology annotation, molecular function: peptidyl-prolyl cis-trans isomerase activity.
CAUUAGAAACUUUUCUUCUACCAAAAUUAAGGUACUGUUUUUCUUGAAAUUCUUGACGAGGACAAAAAUUUUUGUGCGCAAAUCGCGCGGUUCAAUAUCGAACUUGUUGGGUAUUUCGUAAUCUAUUUUUAUUUGGCGGUCACAUCUGCAAACAUGAGAUCUUUCGCCAGCUUAUUAACCCCGUCGAUUUAUAUGGGUACUUUAUGGGGACUGUAGAGAGCAUUGCCGAAGAAAACAGCGUCAUACGAUUUGUCGACUCUGUGGAAAUCAGCCACGAAGAAGAUACUUCAAUCCUCACACAGGAACAUGGUUUGAACGAACAUGUCUCGGAGAAUAAAGAUUGGGUAUCACAUGUUCCCAAAGUUGACGAUUCUCAUGGGAUCGCCACAGUUGCUCCAGCGGACUCCAUGUUGUACGAAGGAACCUACGAAGACUAUGAAAUUCUUGGCGACACCGCUGUACAAACAAGCGAUCAAGAAGAAUUCGGAUUAGUGGGAACCACCAAGUCAGAUCUUAGCAUCGACGAAGACCAUUCACCUGGACUGAAAUACAUCAGACCUCCAAGAAGGACGUCGUUUAAGAAGAAACCAAAUGAAGCGAAGAGUAAGUCUGGAGAUACUGUGCGUAGAUCUUCCUUGGGUGGGCCUUGA